Messenger RNA from Cadophora gregata, 2820 nucleotides. RefSeq lists its product as uncharacterized. The transcript is spliced from 3 exons. The record is from RefSeq and is a predicted model, not a curated record. NCBI's taxonomy places the organism in Eukaryota, Fungi, Ascomycota, Leotiomycetes, Helotiales, Ploettnerulaceae. The coding region runs from base 79 to 2766 and encodes 895 amino acids.
GUGUAACUCAUACAUGCAAGUUGUCAUCAUGAAUAUACUUGACAUUGAUCAAUUCUUUUGUGAAUAUCAGAUUCCAUCAUGUGGCAUUAUCUCCUCCUCGGUGGAGGUGGCCUGCUCUGUUACAUCUCAAGCGUCAGCGUGAGCGAUAUCGCGAGUGUCGGCUCUGUACCUUGGUACGGUCUCGCUAGUGCCGUCCUUUCCAUUCGCUACUACCAAGGAUUUCUCUUUAGAAUCUCCUACAUCCUUCUCCUUAUCUACUGGUAUGCAUUUGUAUCUGGUGGUGGGUAUCUACAAUCAGAACAGUACACGCAUAUUCUGUUCGAGCUUGCACGAUCUCGAUCUGCAACUUAUGGAGAGACCAACGUGGAUGGCAUACACUGGACACUUAACAUUGCAUCGUUUUUGAUCUACACGGCUAUCAAUGACCUCGGAGAUGCCCUUCUACCGACUUGGUUCUGGAGUAGGCUUGCUUUUAACAUGUUGUUAGAGUUCGUGGUCUUUGGUCAUCCAGUUUAUCAGUUGUUCUUGCAACAACAAAUCGCCUGGUUGGUGAGGUGGAAUCGGAAUUUGUUCAGAUGGCGGGACUACGCAAUGGAGCUUCUCGUGGCGAAAACUUGUCAAAAGUUUGACAAUAAAUAUACGAGAGCUCUACUGUAUAUCUGGUGGUGGGCGGGCCACAUGAUUUAUAAAUACUUCACUCCAGACCUUAUGAGCCGUAUUUCGACCAACUUUCUCGUCCUACAGAUGACCACAUGGGUGUUUGAUGCUUGGAAAGAACCGUCUCCUUUUAUCAACAAGUCGAUCCACUACGCAACGAUCUACUUCAUUUGGUUCCGGGAACUCUUCCGCUUCAGCAAUCCAAAUCCUCCCAUGUUCAAAUACUCGAAGCUUCAAAAGCCUGACCACAUCCGCUUGUUGCUCCUCCAUCCACGAUUUGGCUUCCGCCCUGUUUCGGGAAGCAUGGUUGAUGGACCAUACAUGCGACUUCUAUUCUACGAAGCAAUUUCGUACACGUGGGGAAAUCCUGAAAGGACUGAGGAGAUCAUGGUGGAUGGGUGCCGAAUGAUGGUUACGAAGAGUGUGUAUGAAGUUUUGGCAACACUGAGCUCUCAAUUUCUCCCACAGCUGCUCUGGAUAGACGCAAUUUGCAUCGAUCAAGAAAAUGAAGAGGAAAAGGAGCAGCAAGUACCUAUCAUGGAUACGAUCUACUCAAACGCACUCUUCACAACUGUAUUCCUAGGGCAGUCACCAUUACCAGAAUCCACUAUCGCCGCAAGAAAAGAUGGUAUCCUCCCCUACCAAUUCGACGGCAUCGUUCCACCAGAUGACCAGACACGCAAUCAUUUCGAAACCGCUCGCCUCACAAUUUCAACGUUCAACGAAUUCAACAUACUUAAAUAUCCCCUCCGUAGCAGUGGAAAAACUAUGUACGAACUCUACGAAGCCUUCCUCUCGCCCUCCACCAAAUCCCGCCAGUGGCAAGCACUCAUCACCUUCCUUCAACACCCCUGGUUCGCCCGCGUUUGGGUCGUCCAAGAAGUCGCACUCUCACCACACGUCCAAGUCCGAUAUGGCGAUGAAACCAUCGAUUGGCGAAUCAUGGCGUCAGCCGUCACAAUGAUCCAUAACUUGAGGCAUUUCCGUCUAUGGCUUGAGUGGUUUCAUAACGUGCAGAUUAGGCAUGCAGAGCAUUCGAGCUUGUAUAAUAUCAUGCGGAUAGAUAAGCUGAGAGAGAAUUUAUGGCCGAGUGAGAAGUAUGGGUUUGCGAAGGAAGUCACGAUUACGCAUGUUUUGGCGGAAAGUACGUAUUUCAAAGCGACGAAUCCGAGGGAUCAGGUUUAUGGAUUAAUGUCGUUGUGUGGAAAGAAGAGUGCUUUGACUGUCGAUUAUCAGGCAAGUGUAGAGAGUGUGUAUAUGGCUGCUGCGAAGGAACUUAUCGACAAGAAAUCAAUGGGACUGUUGUUUGGGCUAGCGGGAAUUGGGAAUCGUACGGGUCGGGAAGAGGGAACGCUCGACCUUCCUUCGUGGGUACCGGAUUGGACGAAUGCACCAAAGUAUGAUCGUAUUAAGCAUCCGAUUGAAGACUCAUUUGAUUACCGCUGGAAAGUCCAGAUGGGCAACAGCGAUGAACCAAAAUCUGAUAUUACGAUCAGCGAUGACAACACGCUCCUGAUUACUGGAACCUUCGUCACUACCGUCACAGAAGUUGGACCAUCACUGUUCAACACGCCAGUCACCGAAAGCAACGGUGUCGUGGACGAGAUGCACCACCUCUAUCAGAACUACUCAAACUGCAAAGAAUUCCUAAAAACGUCCAACUACACAAGCGAUCCAUAUGCCCACGCCGACUGUCAAUCACUCAUCGAAGCUUUCCACAAUUCAUUGAAUACCGGCCGCAAAGAUAAUCUGACUUCCUGGGCCGAACAGUUGGAGAAUUUUCGCUUACUACCAGAAACACGAACUGACAAAGAGCGUGAUGGUGUGUUUGACAUUCUGCAGCAGAUGGAUAAUAUGACGCAAAAGAUUGAGGGGCAUUGUGGGGGGAGAAGAAUGUUUGUGGCGGAAGAUGGGUGGAUAGGAUUGUGUCCGCCAGGAGCGAGAAUCGGGGACAGGGUGUUUGCUGUGAAGGGGGUGAAAGUUUCGAUUGUGUUGAGGGAAACGGAUGGUGAGUUGGAGAAACGAUAUAACUUGGUCGGAGAAUGUUAUUGUCAUGGGUUAGAGCCAGAGAAGCUAGAAUUCCCGGAGCUAAAGGUCAAGGUAGUCUGAAUCCCGAAGGAGAAAGAUCAAUAGCUAUCCAACAAAUCUAUUUCUUUGAAAAUA